UUUCUACCAUCCCUGCCAAUGGCAGGGCUUGCUUUGGACUAUUAUACUUAAAGCUAUUAUUCUUAUCACCGGGAUUCAGUCAUGAACUUCAGCCGGCGACUUGCUUGUUUCCUUUGUACGUUUGCAUCUAUUGUAAGAAAUUUUCCUUUGUGACGUGGCUUGCUUGUUGCCUUGCCUUGCAUCUUCGCAAUGAUGAGCGUGUUUUUAUUCCCUGUUGAACUUGCUGCAUUUAGAUGGGCAGGAGUAUGCAUAUAUCCCUCAUCUGGUUGUUUUCAUUUACUUUGUCCAUUUCUCUCAAUUUUCUUCUUCCCCAUUCUCGACUUCUCCUCAAUCUACUCUUUCUUCUCUCUUCCGAUAUAUAUAUUCCGCGCAUUUGCGAUAAACCGAUCUGGCAGUUGAACCUACACCCACUCCACUUCCAAUCGUCGCCAUGUCUGGGACAGUGCGCUACAACAGUACAUUCUUAUCACCAUCAUCUAUUCAUCUUCAAAAAGCGCGGGGACUUACCUCUUCAAUUUUCUACACUACUGUCACCACCUUGCAGUCUUGCUCCUACUCUUAGGGAUCUUGUCCGUGUGUUCUUUCUACUAUACUGAGCGUUUUCGGAGUUAUUUUGAUCGGUUACCUCUUACCAUUUUGCUGUAUGUUUGUGUGUUUGAGUGAUUAGUAUUCACUAUAUUUCUCUUCUCUUCUCUCCCUACUAUCUACUUGUCCACC
Aspergillus costaricaensis CBS 115574 is the source of this 717-nucleotide messenger RNA. RefSeq lists its product as uncharacterized. The record is from RefSeq and is a predicted model, not a curated record. The transcript has a single exon. NCBI's taxonomy places the organism in Eukaryota, Fungi, Ascomycota, Eurotiomycetes, Eurotiales, Aspergillaceae. Bases 234 to 596 code for a protein of 120 amino acids.